Messenger RNA from Elaeis guineensis (African oil palm), 1263 nucleotides. RefSeq names its product S-formylglutathione hydrolase. Gene Ontology annotation, molecular function: S-formylglutathione hydrolase activity. Gene Ontology annotation, cellular component: cytosol. Lineage: Eukaryota; Viridiplantae; Streptophyta; Magnoliopsida; Arecales; Arecaceae. The record is from RefSeq and is a predicted model, not a curated record. Gene Ontology annotation, biological process: formaldehyde catabolic process.
CCCAUCCUUCACUCCUCUUCACUCCACUUCUGUUUCCAUUAUUCUUGAUCGGAAUAGAGAGAUGGAGAAGCCGACGGAGAUCAGCAGUUCGAAGAUGUUCGGCGGAUACAACAAGCGUUAUAAGCACUUCAGCCCGACACUGGGCUGCUCCAUGAUCUUCUCCAUCUACUUCCCCCUUUCUCCCCCCUCCCAAAAAAUUCCGGUUAUCUUUUGGCUCUCUGGCCUUACAUGUACAGAUGAGAAUUUUAUCACUAAAUCUGGAGCCCAGCGUGCAGCUUCCAGUGAUGGUAUUGCUUUAGUUGCUCCAGAUACAUCUCCAAGAGGGCUAAAUAUUGAAGGAGAGGCAGACAGCUGGGACUUUGGUGUAGGAGCUGGAUUCUAUCUAAAUGCCACUGAGCAGAAAUGGAAAAAUUGGCGUAUGUAUGACUAUGUUGUCAAGGAGUUACCAAAAGUUUUAAGCGAAAAUUUUGAGCAGCUCGACAUGUCACGGGUAUCCAUUUCUGGGCAUUCAAUGGGUGGCCAUGGAGCGUUGACGAUCUACUUGAAAAACCCUGGCAAGUACAAGUCAGUAUCUGCUUUUUCACCAAUUACCAAUCCCAUGAACUGCCCUUGGGGUCAGAAGGCUUUCUCAAACUAUUUGGGCAGCAAUAAAUCAGACUGGGAGCAAUAUGAUGCCACCUGCCUGAUUAGAAAGUGCAACAAAAUUUCAGUUCCAAUCCUAAUUGAUCAGGGGGAGGAUGACAAAUUCCUACAUGAUCAGCUUCUGCCCCGCAACUUUGAGGAGGCCUGCAAGAGCGUAAAUGCUCCACUGAUUCUCCGACUGCAACCUGGCUAUGACCAUUCGUACUACUUCAUCGCAACCUUCAUUGACGAUCACAUUCACCACCAUGCCCAAGCUCUUAAAUGACCAUCAGUCCAUAAUCACAAAGUUCUCCCUAUACCUUACAAUCCCUUGUGGGAAUGUGGAGGAUGUAGUCGUGGUGAUCUGUCUUAUUUGUUUGAUGACUACCCUUUUUCUAAUUAUCUAGUUACCAUGAACCUGAAGUUCUAUCUUGUAUUAGUUUGCUGUAUUCUCUUCUUUCUGUGUGUUUAGGACAUGUAUCAGAGUGCAAAUUGAGGAAGUUUUUCAACCGAGCUCUGUAUCUGCUUGUGUUAAAGCAGGCUAAUUUGUUCCUUAAAUUCUUAUUCUGCUGAGACAAUAUGGAAAUGUUAAAAAAUAAUGGCCGUCAACAGGACCAGAUCUGCGGUCACCUUGAAUACAAG